UACCUAGCUACACUCCACACCGAAUGCCUCGUUAUCGCUCACUGUUCCCCUCUAAAGCCUGACCUCGUUCGCCAUGGAGUCGCACUUUAUUUCAAGAAUCACAUUGUGCUGCUUUGCUGUCCUAUUUGGCUUAACAGAUGCGGGACAAAUAUGUGGGUCGUGUAGCCUAAUUGUUGAACCACGUGACUGUGAUGUCGUAACCGAAUGUGGUGAUCACGAGGAGUGUCUUGUGGUUCAGUACCUUACACCAGCAGGUCUUAAGCGUUAUGAUAUUGGUUGUGAAUCAUCCUUCCGAUGUUAUGGAAUGGGAAAACGAUCCGAUAAUUCAACACUGGAUUUGAGUGGAGAAAAGAAGAGCCUAGACAACAAAAUCCCUUUGUGUAAAACGUGUUGUAACAGCACGAAGAUGUGUAAUACAAUAGACGGUCUAUGUAACUCAAAGCCGCUGAUGACCUAUGGAGCGCUGAUUUGUUAUAACUGUGAACAGAUGGAACAGCCGGAUCGAUGUGACAGAAUAAAACUGUGUGGUAUAGACAAUCAAUGUUAUAUCGGAAGGAAGCAGAAUGACCUCUCAGGACUACUACUAUGGGAAAGUAGAUGCGGCGAAAAUGCUACAGAAUGUAAAACAAUUACGGCAAAUAAUGCUCUAGCUAUAAUAGGCAAGAAAAGGCAAAUAGGCAAUCUGUGUACGUCAUGCUGUGCCAAUGACCGAUUGUGCAAUAACCAGUGUGGAGCGCAUACACAUGUUCAGCCUCAAACACAACAACCUACUCAGAAACCGACUACACAGAGGCCAACCCAUGCGCCUACCCAUCCCACGACACCUCGGCCGACCCAUGAGCCGACCCAUAAGCCCCAUACGACGACCCAUCGGCCUACGACACCGUCAACACAUACAACGCGAGCUACAACAACUCCAACACCACUUUCAAAGCCAGUGAUUACCUUUGUGACCAGACUACAUGACGUUAAGAAGGGAUCAUACGUACACCUCACCUGCAGGGCGACUGGUAAUCCAACUCCCUCCAUCGCAUGGAACUUCUUUGCCCUUGGUGAUGUUACACCAACUAAUGUCCGGGUGGCUAAUAAUGGUGCGGAUAUAUACAUCGAUUCCGUGACUGAUAUGAACUAUGGCCACUACGCGUGUAAGGCCCACAACUCAGAGGGAGACGAUACACGAUACAUUGAUAUUUUGGAGCAUGGCCCCAGUGGUCCAUAAUUAUGUGAAAUAACAUCUUCAAAAUAAAUAUUUUCGACUGAAAAUCAGUUUUCAUUCUUCAU
Molecule: messenger RNA, 1281 nt
Organism: Mizuhopecten yessoensis (Yesso scallop)
Lineage: Eukaryota; Metazoa; Mollusca; Bivalvia; Pectinida; Pectinidae
Exons: 10
Coding region: 74-1219 (381 amino acids)
Source: RefSeq, a predicted model, not a curated record